AAAAUCGAGCAUUCUCCGUUCAGGUUCACACGUGCGCGUGCAGUUUUGUUAAUAACUCGUUUUUUCUGGACUUUUCCAAGAAAUUUUCGUGUCAAUCCGUUGAAAUUUACUAGUUUCUGUCCAUUUCCACCAUGGGCAGGAAGAAUAAGCAGAAAAUAAAGUCGCAGCUGGGCGCGGAAAAGCCCGCUUCAAACGGCAAAGCUUCCGUGGAGGAUUUGGAGGAGAACUUCGAGCUUGAGCCGGAACAGACCAAGGCGGACAAGCGGAAAAAGCAAAAGAAACGUAAGAACUCGGAGGGCGAAAAUGGUUCCGUUGCUGGUGCUUUUGUAAAACGUCCCAAAAACAGUGACGAAGAGGAGAAUGAUGAUGACGCGGAGGAAAACGGUCAUGAUGAUUCGGAGGAACAGGAGGAACACCCGACCGUUGGUUCCGGAGAUGCGUACGAGGUCUUGCUCGGAAGCCAAGAGUUUGAAUCGCUCAAGGGCAAAGUUUCCGAUAAUACGCUGAAGGCAAUCACCGAGAUGGGAUUCACCAAGAUGACGGAGAUCCAGGCCAAAGCGAUUCCGCCUCUGCUGGCCGGUCGCGAUCUGAUUGGUUCGGCCAAAACGGGCAGCGGCAAAACGUUAGCUUUUCUGAUUCCGGCCGUUGAGUUGAUCUACAAGUUGCAGUUUAAGCCAAGAAACGGAACCGGCGUGCUUGUGAUUUCGCCGACGCGCGAACUGGCCAUGCAGAUUUUCGGCGUGCUGAAGGAACUCAGUGCGCACCACCAUUACACGUACGGACUGUUGAUGGGUGGGGCCAGUCGGCACACGGAGAACGAGAAGCUGUCGAAAGGACUAAACAUUAUUGUUGCCACGCCGGGUCGCCUUCUGGACCAUCUGAAAGGAACUCCCAACUUCCUGUUCAAAAACCUUCAAUGUCUGAUCAUCGACGAGUGCGAUCGGAUCCUGGAAAUCGGUUUCGAGGAGGACAUGAAGCAGAUCAUUAGCAUUCUGCCGAAAAAGCGUCAAACGAUGCUGUUUUCCGCCACGCAAACCUCACGCACGGAGGAACUCGGCAAGCUGGCGCUCAAGUCGGAACCGAUCUACGUCGGCGUGGACGACAACAAGACGGAGGCGACGGUGAGUGGGCUCGAGCAGGGCUACAUCGUGUGUCCGUCGGAGAAGCGGCUGCUGGUGUUGUUUACAUUCUUGAAGAAAAAUCGCAAGAAGAAGGUGAUGGUGUUCUUUUCGUCGUGUCUGUCGGUCAAGUUCCACCACGAGCUGUUCAAUUAUAUCGACCUGCCGGUGAACUCGAUUCAUGGCAAGCAAAAGCAAGCCAAGCGCACGUCCGUCUUCUUCCAGUUCUGCAACGCCGAGUCGGGCAUCCUGCUCUGCACGGACGUGGCCGCCCGCGGUCUGGACAUUCCGGCGGUGGACUGGAUCGUGCAGUACGACCCCCCGAACGACACCAAGGAGUACAUCCACCGGGUGGGACGAACCGCUCGCGGGGACAACCUGUGCGGCCACGCGCUGCUGCUGCUCCGUCCGGAGGAGGUGGCUUUCCUGAAGUAUCUGAAGCAAGCGAAGGUACCGCUGAACGAGUUUGAGUUUUCGUGGAACAAGAUCGCCGAUAUUCAGCUGCAGCUGGAGACGCUGCUGGCGAAGAAUUACUUUUUGAACCAGUCGGGGAAGUUGGCGUUCAAGUCGUACGUGCGGGCGUACGAGGGGCACCAUAUGAAGGACGUGUUUAACGUGGGGAACUUGGACCUGCUGCAGGUGGCGCGGAACUUUGGCUUUACGCAGCCGCCGCACGUGGACUUUGGCAAGAGCUACAAGAUCCAGAACUCGGACCGGCGGGCGGGCAAUCGCGGGUUGGGCCACUUCAAGUCGCUGAACAAGGACAAGAAGGGGGAGAUGAAGUUUAAGCACAUUAAGAAUAGGAAAGAGCUGAAGAAGGUUGACUACAAGUGAGUAGGAGUUACACGUUACAAACCAGAAAUGUAUCAAUUUUUUAAGUGAA
This is a messenger RNA of Culex pipiens pallens (northern house mosquito), 2001 nucleotides long. It is a transcript of the gene pit, whose product is annotated as probable ATP-dependent RNA helicase pitchoune. Bases 132 to 1952 code for a protein of 606 amino acids. The transcript has 4 exons. Gene Ontology annotation, molecular function: nucleic acid binding; ATP binding; RNA helicase activity. Lineage: Eukaryota; Metazoa; Arthropoda; Insecta; Diptera; Culicidae. Gene Ontology annotation, biological process: maturation of LSU-rRNA from tricistronic rRNA transcript (SSU-rRNA, 5.8S rRNA, LSU-rRNA). The record is from RefSeq and is a predicted model, not a curated record. Gene Ontology annotation, cellular component: nucleolus.